CUGAUCACUGUGCAAUAGCUGUCUCUUUUGCUACUUUGACACAAUGAAAUGUAAAUUGUAAAAUAGCUGACAUCUUGGUGUCGUAAAGGCGAAGGUUUUGUGUUGUUUUAAUAGUUCAACUUAUCUAUGAUGGGAGUGCUUUUCUAAGGGAGUUCAUUACGCUUCCUGCAAUGGCUCCACGUAUAUCAGUGGCUGCAGCUAUAUUCCCCUGAGAGUUGUUUCCUCCGAGCGCUGGCAGAACCUGUGAGCAUAGACGGUUAUAAACUGAGCUAUCUAUGUAGCAGUAAAACAUGGACGGAUGGACCUCUGUCGUUAUUUCGGAAAAUGACCGCUCCAUCUCCGAGGGUGAGUACAUGCUAGGGCACGGACUUGGAGGUGAGACCCGGAAAGCGGCGGACGGAGAGCCGCGGAAUGCGGCAGCGAGGAUGGAGGACAUGGGCGCAGAAGCAGCAGCAUCGGUGGGGUUCGGGAUUAGUGGAAUAGGGGAAGGAAAAAUGGUUUUGGGUCGAGUCGGGUCGAGAGAGGACAAAGAGCACAGGUAUCUGCACCUUUUGUGGGAACCGGGGCGAGGUGAGCUCGCUCCGGGUGGUGUGGCGAGCAGGCUGGGGAAGAUAGCGGGGAGCAGAGCCAGGAGACACCAGCGAGCCGUGCGGAACCUUGGUCCUAUGGGGAAAGACAUUUACGCUGCUAAAAGAAUGAGGGAAGCUGCCAACAGCAAUGAUAUAGACACAGUGCGAAAGCUCCUGCAGGAUGACAUAGACCCCUGUGCUGCAGAUGACAAGGGCAGGACAGCUCUUCACUUCUCAUCCUGCAAUGGCAAUGAUGGCAUCGUGCAGCUGUUGUUGAGUUAUGGUGCUGACCCCAACCAGAGAGACAGCCUGGGAAAUACCCCUCUGCACCUGGCGGCCUGCACCAACCACGUGCCUGUAAUCACCACAUUGCUGAGAGGAGGAGCUCGCGUGGAUGCCCUUGACCGAGCAGGCCGGACCCCGCUGCAUCUAGCCCGCUCCAAACUUAACAUUUUGCAGGAAGGAGAAUCACGCAGCUUGGAGACCCUCAGAGGAGAAGUCACUCAGAUAAUUCAAAUGCUCAGAGAGUACCUGAACCUAAUGGGCCAAAGUGAAGCGAAAGAGAGACUGGAGCACAUUUCAACGCAGCUGCAACACACACGCACCAGAGAGCAGGUGGAUGAGGUGACUGAUUUGCUGGCUAGUUUUACAUCACUUAGUCUACAGAAACAGAACCUGGAUGCUAGGUAGAAGAUUAACUGAACACAGAGCUGACCUCCAGCUCCUUUUUAAAACUGCCAAGGCUCUAAUUGUCUGUGUACAUCCAUAAGGGCACAGGUCUAACAUCAGAUCGGGAUUGGCUGUCA
This is a messenger RNA of Girardinichthys multiradiatus, 1375 nucleotides long. Its product is annotated as ankyrin repeat domain-containing protein 54-like. NCBI's taxonomy places the organism in Eukaryota, Metazoa, Chordata, Actinopteri, Cyprinodontiformes, Goodeidae. Gene Ontology annotation, molecular function: protein binding. The transcript has 8 exons. The coding region runs from base 291 to 1259 and encodes 322 amino acids. The record is from RefSeq and is a predicted model, not a curated record.